AUAACACAUCCCUCUUCCCUUCACAGCUUGGCUGAGAGAUGAGCUUCUCACUCACCACCACCACCUCCCAUCUCCCCAAGCCUCUGCCUUCUCUCUCCCCUCCCUCCAAACACAAAAAGCUUAAUCUAUCUAUCCCCAUAAAGGCAUUCAAAAACAUCAAUAAUACUAAAGCCACCCGAUGCUGGGCUAACCAAAAGUCUGUAUUAGCUAUCCAAAUAGCAGCAAUCUUGGCCACUGGAGGUGUAGAGCCGGCUCUGGCGGUGACGGGAGUGAAUGGACAAGAAGAUUUGAUAUGGAUAUUGAUUCAAUCAGGGAUUUCGGCCUUCUUCUACUUCAUUGUUUUCCCGCCUAUCCUCAUGAAUUGGCUGAGGAUAAGGUGGUAUAGGAGGAAUCUGUUGGAGAUGUAUGUGCAGUUCAUGUGUGUCUUCAUCAAUUUCCCUGGCUUGGUGCUGUGGGCACCAUUUCUCAACUUCAGGAAAUUGCCACAAGACCCUUCCAUGAAGUACCCCUGGUCGGUGCCGGAAGACAGUUCUAAGGGCAGAAACAUCUACCGGAAAUAUCCAUGGGCAACUCCGGAGGACUAUGACUAAUCCACAAGCUGCCUAAAUUGCUUCUUUUGUCCUCUCUUCUUUCCUCUACUCAUGUCUGAGCUAUCAAUAUACAGAAUUGUUUUGUGUAUAAACAUACUGUAAAUUCUAUACCCUUUCAAUACGCUGCAUACGAACAGACAGCACAUGCAGACACAAAAACAAUGUGUUUAUGAAGAAGAAAUAUUCAGCAGCAA
Ipomoea nil (Japanese morning glory) is the source of this 784-nucleotide messenger RNA. Its product is annotated as NAD(P)H-quinone oxidoreductase subunit L, chloroplastic. The transcript has 5 exons. Gene Ontology annotation, molecular function: oxidoreductase activity, acting on NAD(P)H, quinone or similar compound as acceptor. The coding region runs from base 39 to 590 and encodes 183 amino acids. Lineage: Eukaryota; Viridiplantae; Streptophyta; Magnoliopsida; Solanales; Convolvulaceae. The record is from RefSeq and is a predicted model, not a curated record.